Phaeodactylum tricornutum CCAP 1055/1 is the source of this 444-nucleotide messenger RNA. RefSeq lists its product with no specific name. Gene Ontology annotation, cellular component: cytosolic large ribosomal subunit. Gene Ontology annotation, biological process: cytoplasmic translation. The coding region runs from base 61 to 435 and encodes 124 amino acids. NCBI's taxonomy places the organism in Eukaryota, Bacillariophyta, Bacillariophyceae, Surirellales, Neidiaceae. Gene Ontology annotation, molecular function: structural constituent of ribosome; protein kinase activator activity; ribonucleoprotein complex binding. The transcript is spliced from 2 exons. The record is from RefSeq and is a predicted model, not a curated record.
UGUCGAAAUCGACUUAAAACGUGCCUGUGUUUUAGACAAACAAUACACCAAAGGUUGACCAUGGAUAAAUUCAGCAAAUCCCAAAAGGACGAAUACGCGACGGCGUUCGCCAUCUUGGCCCUUUACGACGGAGGUGCCGACGUUUCUACCGAGCAGAUUGGAGCGCUGUUGGAAGCCACCGGAAACACGGAAGUGGAAGCAUUCUACCCCAUUAUCUUUGCCAACUUUUUGAACAGUCCGGAAAAGAUUGGAGAACUCAUUGCCUUACCCGCUGCUGGCGGUGGUGGUGGCGGAGGCAGCGCUGGUGGUGCCGACAAUGCCGAAGCCGCGGAAGUAGUCAAGGAAGAAGAAAAGGAAGAGGAGGUUGAGAUGGACCUGGGUGGCGGUAUGGAUAUGUUUGGAGGAGACGAUGGCGAUGGCGGCGGCGACUACUAAAGCUCUUUG